Molecule: messenger RNA, 1158 nt
Organism: Pectinophora gossypiella (pink bollworm)
Lineage: Eukaryota; Metazoa; Arthropoda; Insecta; Lepidoptera; Gelechiidae
Gene: betaggt-II
Product: geranylgeranyl transferase type-2 subunit beta
Exons: 6
Coding region: 88-1089 (333 amino acids)
Biological process (GO): protein geranylgeranylation
Cellular component (GO): Rab-protein geranylgeranyltransferase complex
Molecular function (GO): Rab geranylgeranyltransferase activity
Source: RefSeq, a predicted model, not a curated record
GCUUGUCAAAAAUUCUGUAACUUUUCAUUAUUUUGUUAUUUCUCAGUACCUAAAUAGACUAUAAAUAUUAAAAUCUUUGUUUAUUCAAUGGCGUUUACGACUAAAGACGUGAUCCUCUCGGCGGAUCAUCCGAAAUCUUUGCUGCUGCAGAAGCAUUCCGAUUAUUUAGCUAGCUAUGGUCUGAACAAAGAUGACUAUGAAUAUUGUAUGACUGAAUAUCUUCGAAUGUCUGGGAUUUAUUGGAGUUUGACCGCUAUGGAACUCAUGGGGCAGUCUUCAAGGAUGCCGAAAGAAGAUAUCAUAGAAUUCAUCAAGUCAUGUCAGGACAGUGAGAGUGGAGGCAUAUCUGCCAGUAUUGGUCACGAUCCUCACAUGUUGUAUACCUUGAGCGCUGUACAGGUAUUGGCCAUGUAUGACAGACUAGAUGCGAUAGAUGUGGAUGGUGUAGUCAGAUUUGUAGCUUCAAUGCAACAAGAAGACGGCAGCUUUUUUGGUGAUAAAUGGGGUGAAGUGGACACAAGGUUUUCAUUCUGCGCUGUAAACUGUCUCUCAUUGCUCCAGAGACUUGAUGCAAUCAAUGUCAACAAGGCUGUUGAUUUUGUACUCAGUUGUAUGAAUUUUGAUGGCGGCUUUGGAUCCAAACCUGGCUCGGAAAGUCAUGCUGGUUUAAUAUACUGCUGUGUGGGAACCUUGUCAAUAUGUAAGCGACUGGACGCGUUACACGCCGACGAAUUGGCGUGGUGGCUGUGUGAGCGGCAGUUGCCUAGCGGUGGGCUCAACGGCCGCCCUGAGAAACUACCUGACUUGUGUUACUCUUGGUGGGUGAUGUCAUCACUGUCUAUACUGAACAGGAUACACUGGGUAGAUAAGAAGAGUCUAGAACAAUUCAUCUUAGCAUGUCAAGAUGCUGAAACUGGAGGCUUUAGUGACAGGCCUGGGGACAUGCCCGAUCCAUUCCACACACUCUUCGGUCUAGCAGGCUUAUCGCUCUUAGGAAAUACUAGCAUUAAACCAGUCAAUCCUAUCUACUGUAUGCCACAAGAAACAAUAGACAGACUAAAGUUAGAACCACAAAUCCUUCACAUAUAAUUUAAGAAAAAAUGUGAUUUUUCAAUCUAUGUUUUUAUUGAAAACACUACAAUAUAUUUAUUUCAAUCA